AUGUAUUAUAUCCUAAUGUUAAACGCGGUGAAAACGACCAAUGUGUUCAGGUGGUUUCACGGUCGCGUUAACCUGUAUUUCGGAAGCGAUUCAGUCAAGUGCCUCUGGUCGGGGCAGUUGGGAGACCCGACACGCCUCGUGGACCCGACCCCUUGCGGGCCACUCGCAUGUGGGUACGCGUUUGACAGAGUCCUCAACGAGCUAGACGCGGUUGUUGGACACGAACCAGCGCCACGCAUCGCUGAGCCAAUUGCCAGGACAUUGACCACGUUGCGGCAGGAUGCGAAACGGGCCGCGGAUGAGCUCACGUUCAAGUCUAGGAAGCCGUACAACAAGGAGGAGGGCUCGAGCUCUGACCGCGACGAGGAUGCCCCUGAGAACGCGCAUCAGGGUGGACGUGACAAGAAUGCAGCGGAAGAGGCAGAUGGCCAGGGUCGCGGACAGGUUGAAGGGGAUGCAGCGGAGCGCGAUGAUGUCGCGAUGGAUAACCAAGGCGGUGAUUUGGAGCUGGAGGGUUCGGACGAAAUGGAGGAAGAGGAUGACGAAGAGGAGGAGGAGGAGGAGGAGGAGGAGGAGGAGGAGGAGGAGGAGGAGGAGAAGGAGGAGGAGGAUCUACAUGUUGCGCUGUCCCCCCGUCCAGGAAGCGCGACCCCAUCAUGCGAGGUCGCGGGCAAGAGCCCGGUCGCGGGAAAGCGGAAAUACGCGGAGCUGGUCAAGAUGCAGCCUGGUAAGUUGGCCGAGGAAAUCCUCCGCUUGGACGAGCAGAGUUACGAGGAGCUCGCGGCCACGGUGGAGAAGGUGCUGCAUCAUCUCCAGAACGCGGAAUGGGCAAUAGUCAAGGAGACCAAAGCUGCCGCAAAGGACAGGGCAGAGAAUCACGACCUGAGGGAGAAGAAGUUGACGGACGAGGUCGCUCGGAAGAUUGGCGGCGCGUCAUCCAACAUUGUGGCCACCUCCGAACGCGCGAUCACAACAAGCGGCGUCACCAACGCUCUCAACACCGUCAUCGUCCUGCUUUCCGGUCGUGAGGCUCCGCGACCAGGCACAGAUGGAUCGCAGGGGAAGGGAUCAGACGAGGUCGCGGAGAAAGAGGCAGGGAAAAGGGGCACGGAGAAAGAUACAACGAAGAAGGAGACAAUGAAGAAGCCGCGGACAAGGAGACAGGUAAGAGGGUCGCUGACAAGGAGACAGGGAAUGAGCAAGGGGGGCGCGGUAGAUCUGCGUCCAGGGCUGCUCCCGAGGGGAACCACCAAGGGGGAUGCUGCUGCGGGACCACCGCCUGCCCCCUCGGCAGUGGAAGCUGGUAAAGGCAAGGCUAAGGUCGAGGACGCCCUGCCGGCCACCACCACCGCGCUAGUGCCCGCGGCAGGCAACACCACCGCGGUCGCGCCCGGGCAACCUGGACCCAGCUCCACCGCCCCUGCAAUCCCCCCAUCCGCAGAUGCCAAGGUGAAGAAUCAGGGUCGCGGUGGUUGUAAGCUGCCUGCAGGCGCGUUGAAGGUGGACCACGACUACGACGACGACUCGGACGCGGACGACGUGGUUCAGCUGGUGCUGCAAAGGCUCGUAGGGCCGAGCGACAACAGCGGCACUAGCGGCAAGCGCAAGGGAUGUGGUAUCCGCGCGCUGCCCAGGGGUGUAGAGGGGAUGGUGGGCGAACCGUGGCUGGGGGGGAGACGUCGCUGGCUAGGACUUCACUUCCUCCAAGAGGUGCAGUACCUGACUGCGAUCGCGGUCAUGUGUUACGACAAGAAGAUAGACCCCGGGCUCAAGCUGACUGCGCAGCAGAAAAGUGAGUGGGCCGAGGACAUCUCUGCGGUGGGCAAGGAGGCGGCAGACGAGGAGCCCGAUGUCACCGGCGCCUAG
Messenger RNA from Closterium sp. Yama58-4, 1866 nucleotides. NCBI's taxonomy places the organism in Eukaryota, Viridiplantae, Streptophyta, Zygnematophyceae, Desmidiales, Closteriaceae. The record is from the annotation of a GenBank genome assembly.